Molecule: messenger RNA, 498 nt
Organism: Lithohypha guttulata
Lineage: Eukaryota; Fungi; Ascomycota; Eurotiomycetes; Chaetothyriales; Trichomeriaceae
Gene: ATP16
Product: delta subunit of the central stalk of mitochondrial F1F0 ATP synthase, atp16
Exons: 5
Coding region: 1-498 (165 amino acids)
Biological process (GO): proton motive force-driven ATP synthesis
Molecular function (GO): proton-transporting ATP synthase activity, rotational mechanism
Source: RefSeq, a predicted model, not a curated record
AUGAGCUCAGUCAGAAUUGCAAGGACAGCUCUUCGAGCACGAUCUGCGGCGAUCGCACGGCCUGUACAGCGAAGAGGCUAUGCCGAUGCAGUUUCCGACAAGAUCAAGUUGUCCCUGGCUCUUCCUCACUCGUCAAUCUACAAGUCACAAGAUGUUGUUCAGGUGAACAUCCCGGCCGAAUCUGGAGAAAUGGGUAUUCUUGCACAGCACGUUCCUUCUAUUGAACAGUUGAGACCUGGUUUGGUCGAGAUCAUCGAAGAGGCGGGUGGCAGCAAGCAGUUUUUCUUGUCUGGUGGUUUCGCAGUCGUACAGCCAGAUUCGGUUCUCAGCAUUAAUGCUGUGGAGGGAUAUGCUCUAGAGGAUUUCAGCUCGGAAGCAGUCAAUUCCCAGAUACAGGAAGCUCAAAAGAUCGCAAGUGGUGGUGGCAGUGAGCAGGAUAUUGCUGAAGCCAAAAUCGAACUCGAGGUAUUGGAGAGUUUGCAGGCUGCUUUGAAAUAG